AUGAGAACCCAUAAAUACACACUGGCAAUGCUUCAGAACCAGCAGAAUGCAAUAAUAACCAGAAGACUUGAUGAAAUUCCAAUAAGAAUUAAAGAAAUGUGGGUUCAUACUGUUUCAAACUUUGUAUGGCACCAUCCAUUGAUAAAUGUUCACAAUAUUAUAAUGAUUAACAUUCUUCAUCAAUUACUUAAAGAGCUAGUGAAUCAUUUGAUUGACUGGUUGAAGGCUUUAAUCAAGAAUGUCUUCAAAGCAACUUAUCAAGAGAAGAAAGACUCUGAUCCCAUCAUUACUAUAUCAGUAUUAUGA
Molecule: messenger RNA, 306 nt
Organism: Coccidioides immitis RS
Lineage: Eukaryota; Fungi; Ascomycota; Eurotiomycetes; Onygenales; Onygenaceae
Exons: 1
Coding region: 1-306 (101 amino acids)
Source: RefSeq, a predicted model, not a curated record